Onychomys torridus (southern grasshopper mouse) is the source of this 948-nucleotide messenger RNA. Its product is annotated as vomeronasal type-1 receptor 4-like. Lineage: Eukaryota; Metazoa; Chordata; Mammalia; Rodentia; Cricetidae. Gene Ontology annotation, cellular component: membrane. Gene Ontology annotation, biological process: G protein-coupled receptor signaling pathway. The coding region runs from base 31 to 948 and encodes 305 amino acids. The record is from RefSeq and is a predicted model, not a curated record. The transcript has a single exon. Gene Ontology annotation, molecular function: pheromone receptor activity.
AUCACUCCAGUCUGUACAGAAGUCCUCUCCAUGCCCUAUCAGAAUAAAGCUCAAAAAGCCACUGAGGAAUUGGCUCUCCAGACACUCCUACUUUUCCAGGUUGGGACUGGGACUCUGGCCAACAUUCUUCUGUUUGUCCACAAUUUCUCUCCAAUCUUUACUAGCUCUCGACUGAGGCCCACACAGGUCAUUGUUGCCAACUUGGCUGUGGCCAAUGUGUUCCUUCUAUUCGUCACUGCAUUUCCAGCCAACAUCAUGGUUUUUGUUCCUAGGAUACUUCCAACUAACCUUCAAUGCAAAAUUGUGUUCUUCAUUCGCAUGGUGGCUAGAAGCACAAACAUGUGCUCCACCUGUGUCCUGAGUAUCCAUCAGUUUGUCACUCUUGUUCUUGGUCACUGGGGUAGGCUGAUGUUCCAAGGAGGAACCCCUAAUGUCCUGAGUUAUUCAUGUUACUGUUGUUGGUUGUUGAGUGUCUUAUACAAUGUCUACAUUCCAAUGAAAGUCACUGGUCCAAAGAACACAGACAAUGGCACCAACAAUAACAGCAAGUGGGUCUGCUCCACAUCUGGAUUCAGUGUAGGCAUGGCUAUCUUGCGUUUUUCCCACGAUGCCACAUUCAUCAGCAUCAUGAUCUGGACCAGUGUCUCCAUGGUGCUUCUCCUCCAUAGACAUCACCAGCGAACACAGCACAUGCUCACUCCCAAUCAGAACCAGAGAGGGCAUGCUGAGACCAGAGCAGCCCAAACUGUCCUGAUGCUGGUGGUCACAUUUGUUGGCUUGUACCUCUUAAAUUUUCUUUGUAUAAUCUUUCACACUUUUUUAAUGGACUAUCGUCUGUGGUUGAGGCAUGUAAAUGAAGUUUUGACUGCAGCCUUCCCCACUGUUUCUCCCUUCCUGUUGCUCUUUAGGGAUCCUAAGGAUCCCUGUUCUGUGCUCUUCAACUGCUGA